This is a messenger RNA of Fraxinus pennsylvanica, 549 nucleotides long. The record is from the annotation of a GenBank genome assembly. NCBI's taxonomy places the organism in Eukaryota, Viridiplantae, Streptophyta, Magnoliopsida, Lamiales, Oleaceae.
AUGGAUUCCUCCUCGGUGGCCAAUUUUUUGUUGGGCAUCCAGAUUUUGGAGUCCCAUGUGCUGAAAUUAACAUGCAUUGGUUUCUUAAAUUAUAUAGAAUUAGCGAAAAAUGGCAUUUCAAGGCCUGUUACUGAUAUUUCAAGCCUUGGAGUUUGCUCUGGUUUGGUGUUUCUUAAUCUCUCCGAGAAUUUCAUGGACUCUUUUGUCGAGGAAACUACCAGAGGCUUCCCCGCGGGAUUAUCAUCAUUACAUGUUCUUGAUAUAUCGUACAAUAAUAUUUCGGGUCAAAACGUGGUUUCUUGGCUUUUAUUAAAUGAAUUUGCUGAGCUUCAACACCUAUCUUUGAAGGGCAAUAAAGUGGCAGGGAGUUUGCCUAAGUUGAAUUUCAAGAAUUCGAUGUAUUUGGAUCUUUCAACGAAUAAUUUUUCCUCUGAUUUCCCACGGAUAGAUGACUGCUUGAAAUUGCAACACCUGGACUUAUCUUCCAAAAAAUUCUUCGGCGAUGUUGGGCAUUCACUUUCUAGUUGUGGAGAGCUUAGUUUCCUUUAA